UGCUGUGUAGGUGAAUCAGAAAAUACCCCACCCCCUGUUGUAGGUUUAGCUGCCAACACCCUUCCUGCAGACCCUGUGACCUCUGCUGCUCCUGCCGAUUCCUUCAACGCGUGUGACAAACUUUCAGCUUCUACAAUGAAUCUGCCAAAGCAAACGGAGUCGCCAAUCAGUAAGCGCCUCUCCUCCUCCACCGCGGCAAUCACACAUUCCCCUGACAGAGCUCACCGCAUGCAUCUUAGUCCAAUGGAAAACUUUAUUGUUUCUCGACUGCUGACUCCCACACAGUCCUCUUUAGCCAGAAGCAGAAGCACAUUAAUGCUUUCUGAGCAAUACAAUAACCCAGUAUUCCAUAUCUGUCCUCGUGUAGCACCAGCUAGUCCUCUUAAAUCUCCCUACAAGCCUUCCCCCACACGAAGUGCAGACAGAAAGAAGGCAACUUCACCCUCCACUUCUGAUGCCAUGAAAGGGGCGACUGCAGCUGAAGCUACUCAGGCUGAGAAGAUAAAGAAAGAGAGGAGACCAACCACACCUAGUUCAUCAUCUGGCAUGGGGUCUCCUCUGAGAAGGUCUGAUUCUCCUGCUGCCCUGUCCAGAAGAUCUGCGUCACCUGCAACACCUAAGACAGUUGCAAAGACUUACCCUCAGUCUCCUAAAAAUGCCAAACAAUACCCAGCCUCACCUGUGAAGCAUCGUGCCACUUCUAAUCUCAGCCAGGAGACUCCUAAAAAGAAAGCAGACAAGGAGAAGGAGAACGUCAGUCACCAGAAACCCCCGGGCGCGCGUGCCGAUGAGGCAGCUCAGGGAGCCUCUGAGAAGCACGUGCCUUCUGCAGGGAAGACUGAAAAUAGUGAAGGGAAGCUCACAGCAGGAACAACUGAUGCAGAAGAAGCUUCAAAAAUUCUAGCUGAGAAAAGACGACAGGCACGCCUGCAAAAAGAGCAGGAAGAAAGGGAGAGGCAAGAAAGAGAAGAACGGGAAAGGCUUGAAAGAGAAGAGCAGAAAAGAAAGGCAGAAGAAGAAAGACUUCGUCUAGAGGAAGAAGCUCGUAAGAAAGAGGAGGAGAGAAAACGCGAAGAAGAAGCAGCUAGAAAAAAGGCAGAAGAGGAAGCCAGGAGGAGAGCCGAGGAGGAGCAGAUGCUGAAAGAGAAGCAAGAAAAAGAGCUCCAAGCCAAACUUGAGAAACAGAAGGAAGAAGCAGAAAUGAAAGCCCGUGAGGCAGCUGAACAGCUUCGUCUUGAAAGGGAACAAAUCAUGCAGCAAAUUGAGCAAGAAAGACUGGAGCGAAAGAAGAGAAUAGAUGAAAUAAUGAAGAGGACAAGGAGGAGUGAAACACCGGAAGUAAAGAAGGAAGAGCCAAAACUGGAGAUACCAUCAACUCUGAACAUGGAAAAGCAGCCAAAAGCCCUUGUUUUCAACCAGCCAGAGAUCAAUGGACUGGCAGCCUGUCUGAAAAACAAAAGCCCAGAAAGUACUGCCUCUGUGAUGCCUUCCCAAGACGUAGUUGCUAACGGACUGAAGUCCGUGUCGGGACUUAUUCAGCUGGACACUGUUGAUGGGAAAGCUAACUGCAUGGAAGAUUCAACAGAUGAGGUUCAGUCUAUGGAUGUGAGCCCGGUUUCAAAAGAAGAGCUCAUCUCUAUCCCUGAGUAUUCACCCAUGAACGAACUCAUGCCCAGUGUUUCCUUCGACCAAAACGGGACAAGUAAUUCCAAGGCUCUAGAAGAUCUUCUGGAUUUUACAGGCCAAGCUACCUACUCCAAAAUCUCCAGUGAAACCAUUAGCCUAGAUGACUGUAACAAAAACUUGAUUGAGGGCUUUAACAGUCCAGGACAGGAAAGUACACUCAAUUCUAUCUGUUGACAACCUUGCUUUUCUGCAAAACAGACAAAGAGGUAGCAGUUUGUGGAGGAUAUCUAUCCCUGUGAUGCUACUGGCAGUAAAAUAUGAGCUUGUCACUUGAAAAAGCUUCUGCAGUCCUUGAACACUGGAUUUCAAAUAAUCAGAGCUGAAUAUAACUGUCUUGCCAAGGGAAACGUCGAAUAACUGGCUGCUUUUGGUAGAAACUGGUAUGGUAGUUUCAGGGAAGACUAAGUAUGCAUUAGAAUUUGAGCUUUAGCUGCUAAUAAAGCACUUGUUCCUUCUUUUAAUUUAAAAUUCAUAUGAACACUUCACUGUGAUUUUUUUUCAAUGCGCAUUUUAUUUUAAAA
Molecule: messenger RNA, 2207 nt
Organism: Tinamus guttatus (white-throated tinamou)
Lineage: Eukaryota; Metazoa; Chordata; Aves; Tinamiformes; Tinamidae
Source: RefSeq, a predicted model, not a curated record